AUGACCUUUGUGUUAGACGGCACGGAUGAUGGUGACGAGCAGCUGUUGGUGUCCGCUUUGGAUGCGGACUGCCUGGGCUUCGUCAUUCGGCAUGCCGACGCUUCGGCAGCUGUCGAUGCUUUGCUGUCUGCGUCGCGCCGAGCUGUUCGUCGCGCCAGACUCCGCCUCCUGCUGCUGCCGGUGGAUAGGGACCAUCCCGUCAAUGCGAGCGACGUCUUUGGUCUCGCAGACAUCAAGCUCGUCCCUGAUAUUCUGGUGGUCAGGACAGUGGAUGAGGGAAACAGCUUCAAGCUGGUGACAGUAAAAUUUACAGGUCAAGCGACAUGGCGGGACGAGCUGGUGGUGGCGCGGUGGUACUACGGGAGCGGCUUAGACCGGCCACUGGCUGAGCCGUUUGCAAGUAGACUGGCAAACUUGGAGGGCCGCCAGCUGGUUUUCGCGACUCUUCACUAUCCUCCAUACGUCGUAUUGGAGGGCGCUCCAGGAAUCCUCGACGGCACAGAGACCCGCAUUCUUAGCGAAUUCAUCAACAAGGUGAAUGCCAGUUGGCAAGUGACGGAAUACGCCGAGGAGAAAUGGGGCGCCAUCUGGGACAACAACGGUUCCGGGAACGGCAUCCUGGGCGCGGUGGUGAACGGCGAGGCGGACGUGGCUUACGCGGCGGUCUACCAGUGGUUCCACGAGUACCUGUUCCUGGACUACACGCGGCCCUACGUGCGCACCGGCAUCACGUGCCUGGCGCCGCGGCCGCUGGUGCAGUCCGGCUGGCAGGUGCCGCUGCUGCCCUUCUCAGCCGGCAUGUGGGCUGCCGUCGCAGCCUCAGUCCUGCUCGCCACCCUCGCCCUCUUCGCUACCAAGAUGGCUACCACCUGGGUUCUAGUAGUCUUCUGUACAGGCAGCGUUGGCGGGGCUGCGGACGGGCGGUACUCGACGGUGGAGGACUGCUUCUUCCGCUCUUUGGGCCUGCUGGUGCUGCAGGCGCCGGACGUGGAGCGGCGCCACACACGUGUCGUGGGCCCCACGCGCCACGUGCUGUCCUGGCUGCUGAUCGCCUACCUGCUCGUCACCGCCAGCUACGGCAGCGGACUCUCCUCCGUGCUCACUGUGCCCAGAAUUGCGGUGGAGUAG
Molecule: messenger RNA, 1128 nt
Organism: Schistocerca cancellata (South American locust)
Lineage: Eukaryota; Metazoa; Arthropoda; Insecta; Orthoptera; Acrididae
Product: glutamate receptor ionotropic, kainate glr-3-like
Exons: 5
Coding region: 1-1128 (375 amino acids)
Cellular component (GO): membrane
Molecular function (GO): glutamate-gated receptor activity
Source: RefSeq, a predicted model, not a curated record